CGUAGUCACACUGGUAAAACCCCAAAUUGAGGCUUGAAACCCUCUCCUUCCCUGCGAGGCCUGUUUUAGCAUCGCCAUGACCGACCACAGAGACCGAGAUCGAGAUCGGGAUCGGGAUCGGGAUCGGAAACGCGUUCGCGAUGAGCGCUACCGGGACCGGAAAGAAAGAACUCCCCCUUCUCCUUCGCGUUCUUAUACGCCUGAGCGCGUCCGAUCCAGGAGAGUCCGUUCCCGGACCCGCUCCCCGUCCUCCGACCGCCACCGUCACCGGCAUCGAUCUACUUCUCGUUCGCGGUCUCCCGACCGUCACCACCGCAGCAGCAGGGGCCACCACCACCGGCACCGCACUCUCACUCCCGAAAGCCCUCCCAGGAAACGGCACAAGGAUGGGGGCGAAAAGGAUCGGGACAGGCAGAGGGACGCCUCGGAAUUCGUGGACGGAAUAGCCAAGGAGCAGAAACAGAAGCAGGAGGGGGAUGUGGAGGCCAUGGAUGAGGACGAAAUUGAGAUGAUGAAGAAAUUAGGGAUUCCAGUCGGGUUUGAUUCCACCAAGGGAAAACCUGUAGCCGGGAACGAUGUGGGCUCCGUGAGGAAGGUGACCAAAAGGCAGCCUCGUCAGUACAUGAAUAGGCGGGGCGGAUUCAAUCGUCCAUUGCCUGCUGAACUCAACCGCUAAUGCUCAGGCCAGUGUUAUUUCUUCCAUUGUAAUGCUAUUGUUUUCUUGUCUUUUCAUGAAAUCCCUUUCCAAACUUAAUGUUUGUUUUGAAUGAGAAUUUGAAAAUUAGGCUUGUUCAACUUGUCUAUAUUGAUCUGCAAUCUUGUUUUCUACUAGCAUGAAUAGCGUCCAAUGCCAAUGGAGCUAAAAUAGUCUUUUCUUGACGAUGUUUUAGCUUCGGGUAAAUAUGGAUUAAAUCAAAAUGACAAAAUGCUUCUUACAUUCGAUGAUGUUUCAAGCAGUAAAUGCAUCAAUGGUGUAAUGGAAAGUUGGAAACAACUUCGUUGCAUUUUACCUAGAGCACAUUGAGUUUGAAGUUUGAACCCUAUUUAAGAGCUUCAAGUUUGGAGUUUUUGUUCAAGAUGGCCUAUGCCGAACACGGGGCUGAUUUGGUCAGAGUAAAACAGGGAUAAGAUU
This is a messenger RNA of Cuscuta campestris, 1132 nucleotides long. The record is from the annotation of a GenBank genome assembly. NCBI's taxonomy places the organism in Eukaryota, Viridiplantae, Streptophyta, Magnoliopsida, Solanales, Convolvulaceae.